AUGUCCGGCGAACAACGACGUGCAGGAAGGACGUACACCCGCUCCGUCACCAUCCGACGUGCAUCGACCCAGCCGGCAGCGCAUCAGGAGCGCGCAGAGCUCCUCGCGCCGUUCCUCGGACAAGUCCUCGUCAUGUACUAUGAACCAUCUGAACGAGUGGCGGCAAGCACCGAAAACGAUCUCAAGAUCCAUUGGCAUCGAUGCAAUCUGCAACGGACAGAAGCCGGACUCGCGCCGUUGAAGCGCGACGAGUUUGAGGCAUGGCAUCGGGAAACCCCUGGCUGCUGGCUACACGCGCCGGAGACGCGGGCAGCCACGCAGAAUCUGAUCCAUAAGGAUGACUGGACACGCGUGCGCAUGCUGCUAGACGCGCGGCAAGUCCGCUACACCCGCAUUAACGCGGCUGACACCCAGAUGCACGCGCUCCGCAACGCUCUCUGGGACAUCGCGGGCCAAAAGACUUUCCCGCUCAUAUUUCUGGACGGCGCCUGCCUUGGUGGCGCGUCCGCUCUGUCAUCAAUGGUUGCCAGCGGCGACUUCAGCAGCGUGUUCUCGCCUCACUUGCUGCCUGCUCCCACCGCACUGCCCACGCACGGAGCUUCCGGGAGGAAGGAGUCUAGAGAAGAGGGUGGCGCCAAUCAGUCGAGAGGAGCGGGGGGCUACAAGACUCUCGACACACCUUGA
Emiliania huxleyi CCMP1516 is the source of this 684-nucleotide messenger RNA. RefSeq lists its product as hypothetical. The record is from RefSeq and is a predicted model, not a curated record. The transcript has 2 exons. The coding region runs from base 1 to 684 and encodes 227 amino acids. Lineage: Eukaryota; Haptophyta; Isochrysidales; Noelaerhabdaceae.